CUCUCGCGGUGUGCCCAUUGGAACCCUGGGAAUUGCAGUUCCGGAGCGGCGCGCUUUGUCUUCUUAAGGGCAGACUACACAUCCGAUGAGCUCACCCUGAUCAUGCGCAGGCGUCGUAAAGAAUUUCUCCCUUACAUCUGGAACUGUGCGAGGGGGAGGAUCCGUUGGUUUAUAGGUAAAGUCGCCAUUUGGUCAGUCCGAAAUGGGAAGCGGCAACGAGUGAAUUUACUGGGAGUUCAUCUCCAUUUAAGUCUUUGAAUAAAGCAUCACAUGUGUGGAAUAUUUACUGAAGGAACUAUUGAGCCUGGACCGGACAUUAAGUUUGCCACCCGUUUGUGCAUCUUCUCGAGAGACAAACGUAUGAGGCAGGAACAGCCCUCCGCACUCCCCGUCGGCAAUCUCUUAUAUUCAAUGACGGCCUUCUCCAUGUCGCUGCAAGAUGGGUGGCGUGGAUAUGAUCGUCCCUGUUUGUACGCAUCAGCAGUGUUUGUGUUUCUGUGACAGUGUCUUGUUCUUUUCCAUUUAUAAAAGAACACCCCCUCUCCUGGGGCCUGACCCUGCGUGCUGUAAACUUCUUAAUUGCCUUUAAGUGACAUCCAGCCAGGGGCUCACCAGCAAACCCCAGUUCUGUCAGUUUUCUUUUUGUGCAUAUAGGCUUUCUUCACAUCUUGAGGCCAAAGCUGAGGUUUUAGCAUCUUUUUCUUUUUAUUUUUUGGCUUUUCUUAGUAAUUUAUUUCUGCCGUUUCUGCUCAUAAGCACACAUGGAAAAUAUGUCGGAAAACCCCAACAAGGUCGUGACUUUCCUGGCGCCCCCCCCUCCUCCCCAGAAGAGCAGCAAUGGCGCUAGCUCCGACACGCUUGUCGCCGAGAAGGUCGGCCCGGAGGUCCGGCGUCGUCGUCAUACCAUGGAGCGCGAUCUCAAGACUGCAGAGCACCGUUUUUUCCGCCGGAGCGUCAUCUGUGACUCUAACGCCACGGCCUUGGACCUCCCCAGCAAGGCCUGCUUCCUCACUUCCCCGCCUGACUGUGAGCUCAACGUUGUCCAGCAGGAUUUUCUCUCUGGCUUCUCUCUGGUUUCGGAACCUGGUACGUGUGUCAGAGAUGCGGUGGUCGGGGAGCUUGCGGAGGACGUUGCUGCCGACGACGGGCUGGCCGAGAGCCGGAGCACACAGCCCCUCCACUCUCACAGUGGAGAUAAGGAGCUUUCCUCUAGUUUACCUGAAGAGACAGGUCCGCCGGAGGCUCUGGAAAAGGAGCUUUUGACGGAAAAGCGGGAAGAGGAGGAGAAGGAGGCCGCUAAGGCACGGGCGGAGGCUGAACAGAGGGAGGAGGUGGAGACCAAAGCAGUGGGCACCUCUCCUGAUGGCCGCUUUCUCAAAUUCGACAUCGAGAUCGGACGUGGCUCCUUCAAGACUGUCUACAAGGGCCUCGACACUGAGACGACCGUGGAAGUGGCUUGGUGUGAGCUUCAGGACCGCAAGCUGUCCAAGUCGGAGCGGCAGCGCUUCAAGGAGGAAGCGGGCAUGCUGAAGGGCCUGCAGCACCCAAACAUCGUGCGCUUCUACGACUCCUGGGAGUCCCCCACCAAGGGCAAGAAGUGCAUCGUGCUUGUGACGGAGCUCAUGACCUCGGGGACCCUCAAAACGUACCUGAAGCGUUUCAAGGUGAUGAAGAUCAAGGUGCUGCGCAGUUGGUGCCGGCAGAUCCUGAAGGGGCUGCACUUCUUGCACACGCGUGCCCCUCCCAUCAUCCACCGGGACCUCAAGUGUGACAACAUCUUCAUCACGGGCCCCACGGGCUCCGUCAAGAUCGGCGACCUGGGCUUGGCAACGCUCAAGAGGGCCUCCUUCGCCAAGAGUGUCAUAGGUACCCCUGAGUUCAUGGCUCCUGAGAUGUAUGAGGAGAAGUACGACGAGUCAGUGGAUGUGUAUGCCUUUGGGAUGUGUAUGCUGGAGAUGGCCACCUCUGAGUACCCGUACUCCGAGUGUCAGAACGCGGCACAGAUCUACCGCAGAGUCACCAGCGGUGUGAAGCCCGGAAGCUUCGACAAGGUAGCCAUACCGGAAGUGAAGGAGAUCAUCGAAGGAUGCAUUCGUCAGAACAAGGACGAGAGAUAUGCCAUCAAAGACCUCUUGAACCACGCCUUCUUCCAGGAAGAGACAGGUGUGCGUGUGGAAUUGGCCGAGGAGGACGAUGGGGAGAUGAUCGCCAUUAAGUUGUGGCUGCGCAUUGAGGACGUGAAGAAACUCAAGGGCAAGUACAAGGAAAACGAGGCCAUCGAAUUCUCCUUCGACCUCCAAAAGGAUGUCCCUGAAGAUGUUGCCCAGGAGAUGGUGGAGUCUGGCUAUGUGUGCGAGGGGGACCACAAGACCAUGGCCAAGGCCAUCAAGGACCGCGUCUCGCUGAUCUGCCGCAAGCGGGAGCAGAGGCAGCUGGUUCGGGAAGUACAGGAGAAGCUGAAGAAGGAGGAGGAGGAGCAGAGGCAGGCCGAGGGCCAGAAGGCCCAGCCUCCUGGCCCAGCUCAGACUGAAGCGGAAGAGCUAGAGGUGGAGUUGCAGCAGCAGCAGGUGCAGGUGCAGGGACAACAACAGCAGCAGCAGCAGCAGCAGCAACAGCAGCAGCAGCAGCAGACUGCAAUGUCUAUGACAUCGACAGGGACAGUGGACAGCGGUCAAGGGGGCUCCUCUAUUUUCGCCGAGUCGCUCCUGGGCCAGUCAGGCAUGUCGUACAGCUCCACCACCAGCCAGCUGCCAUCACAGCAGCCGGCCCCGCCGCAACAGCAGCAGGCUCCGCCCUCCGUUCAGGGCUCCUACCAAGGCUCCACCCCCCAGCUGGGCCUGCCCCAGCAGUCAGCGCCUCAGCUGCCUCCGCACGGUGCCUACCAGCAGCAGCCAAUGCCGCAGUCUGUGACUCAUCCAUACAGUGCAGGAGUCCCACCUCAACCGGAGACCCCCUUAUUUUUCCCCGCCAUCCCGGAGCGGCCCGUCUCCUCCUCGCCGCCGCCGUCCGCCCCCCCCAAAACGAUCAGUGUUCUGCGUCGCAAGAGCACCUCUGUGCUGGAGGCCCACACGCACCACUUUCAGGGCUCUUACCGCGCCUACGGUAGCAGCGGACCCACCGUGGUUGGGCCGGAGUCGCAGGGAGGCGGGCCGGACGUCCCCGGGCUGCUGGUGCCAGGUGUGGCGGCCCAGCCUGUCCUGGAGCCCCUGCACCAUCAGGGCCAGCUGGAGCCGCACUAUGGGUACCAGGAUGCGCGAGUGGACCCCUACGAGGCUGCGGCGUACGCCGGCUACCCCGUCACCGUGCAGCAGCUGAGCCAGAUGCAGGCAGCGGCCGUGUUCGAAGGCUCCCAGCCGUCCGUACCUUUCUUGCACCCUCACGGGUCGGGUCACAUGCGCGCAAACCCUGGCUCUGUCCUGCCUUUGGCACCGAUGAGCACCUCCGGACCCAUCCUGGAGAGCGGCCCCUCGGACGCAGCCUACCCACAGCAGCCCAUUCCUCACUCUGCGCCCCCCGUCCUCACUCACUCCGGGGAGCCCGUGCCCAGCAGCGUCUUCGAGUUUCACGUGCACGGCCUGUCUGGCGAGCCGAGCCCCCUGGCCUCCAGACUGUACCGGGCUCGCCGCGGCUCCAUGGACCUGAGCUUGGAGGAGGCGCCCUGCACACCGGGGCCAUGCGGCCGCCUGCAGCCCGUCACGGAGGAGAUGUACAGCUACAUGAGCCCCGAGCUGCCCCUGCCUCCGGGGAACCUGCUGCUACACGGUGUGAAGGACCGCAGCCCCGAACCGUCCAGCGACUCGGUGGUUUCCUCAGACACGGGCGAGUUCCACUCCCCGCCACCGAACGCCGGCCGCCCCACCAUCGAAGCCUCUCCGGCUCGCUCGAUUCCACACGCCCAUCACUAUGGCGCGGACACUGGGGGCACAGCUACGGGUGCCCACCCUCCCAGCCAAUCUGCCUUUCUGUUCGUGCCGCCCUCGGAGGCCCCUGGGAUGGUGGUGGCCUCCCCCAUGAAUGCGCUACACAGCAGCUGGGCCCGGCAGCCCCCCUUCAAGCCCGAUCUGUCUUACCAUGAGUCCUUCCUGGGCCUACAGGGCUCCACCUUGCAGUCUCAGACCGCCAGAGUCCAGCCUGCCAGUGGUCUCCCCAUGGCUCCCAGCUCCUUGCCCGGUCCCAUCCCCCCUCAGCAGUACGGAGGUUACUACGUCCCGUCCAUCCCUCCGCAGGUUCCUCCACAGCAAACUCCUGUGCCCCCUCUGUCCUCCCAGCCUGCAGCUCCUGUUCCCCUGCAGCAGCAGCCUGUCCCCACCGCGGUGCAGAGCUCCUCGCAGAGCCAGAUGCUGCCCAGUGCUCUGCCCACACAGGUGGGCUUCCCUCCGCCAUCAAUCCCGCCGACAGUGGUGCCCAGCCAGCCUCAGCAGCCGGCCACUGUGGCUCCGCCCACCGUCCCACAUGUCUCCCUGACCCAACCUCAGCAGCCGCCAUUGGCCGUGGUCAGCACAGGCCCCGCCUCCACUGAGCCGCCUUUUCUGACAGGAGACGCCCCUCUCCAGUGUCCUCACAUCCUGUUGCAGCCACCCCAAACUACGCAACCUUUGCCAUCUGAACAAGCACAAGCACAGGUGCCCCAGGUCCUGUCGUCCAUGGAGAGUGGGCUUUCCGACGUGGCCUCUGGUAUGAGUGACAGUAACGAGGGUGUUUCCACCACCGGGGGUAGGCAUGAGGGCCGCUCCGCCAAGCGCCAUCAGCGCCGCUCGGUGCGCAGCCGCUCGCGCCACGACAAGAUGGCCAAAGCUAAGCUGGUGGUGCUGAAUAUUUCCAACAUCGGCGACCGGGUCGCCGAAUGCCAGUUGGAGACGCACAACCGGAAAAUGGUGACUUUCAAGUUCGAUCUGGAUGGCGACAACCCAGAAGAAAUCGCGCAGAUCAUGGUCACGAGCGAGUUCAUCCUGGAGUGUGAGCGGGAGUCGUUCAUCGAGCAGGUGCGUGAGGUAAUCGAGACGGCGGACGAGAGGGGGCUGGAGCGAGAGGGGAUGAAAGAUGGCAGCGGACAGGUGGCGAGUGACCUGGUCCAGCAAACGGCCCCCAGUUCCGGCCCACUCCUCCCAGGCGACCCCUCCAGCGCUAUUGCCCAGGUGGUGCAUUCUGCGGGUCGCAGGUUCAUCGUCAGCCCAGUGCCAGAGUCCCGGCUCAGGGAGCAGUUCUUCACGGCCACCUCUGCUCCGCCCCCCAGCGAGCCUGCUGCUAGAGCCCCCCCUGUGCCGGGCCUGUCCCACUCAGCCUCCACGGUGAGCCUUCAGCAGGCCUUCUCUGAGAUGCGCCAGAGCCAGUUUGACCCGGGACCCAGCACAGCCCCGGCCGCCAUGCACAUCACCAUGCCAGCGCUGGUGCCCAGCAUGCCCAUUGGGGCUGUGAGUGCGCCCACAGGGCCGCUGCUUUUGGAUGCUGCAGUGGCUGUGAGUGCUGCCCCGGUCUUGCCUGCUGGCAUGGCACCGCAGGUUCAGGUUUCAGAGUCUGGUCCCGUCCCCGUGCCAUCAGUGUCCCUGACCCCGCCUGCUUCCUCCUCGCCCCCUCCCACCAUCCACCAGACCCCCACGGUGCUGUCUCAGCCCGUGAUCCCCUCCACGGUGCCCGCCUCCCAGCCAGCUGUGGUUAUGACUCCAGUCCCUACAGUUUCUUCGACAUCGCCUCCUGCGAUGCCCCAGCCUGUCCCCGCCUCUAUCGUGCCCCCCUCCACCUCCUCCCCGCCGAGCUCGCUCUCCGGGCCCGUACCGGUCAGCUGCUCGGUGCCCGUUGCCCUGCCGCCUUCCGCUCCCUUGCCUGUGGUUGGGGGAGAGGGCACAGUCAGCAUGGAGCAGCCCCUCGUUCCACAGCCCGGUUCAAUGGCUCUGCCCCCCGCCGUAUCCUCUACGGGGGUCCCCACCGUGCAGCCCACGCUGGUUCAUGCCCAGCCCCAGACGGCCAUCGUGCCAAACCAGGGUCACACCCACUGUGGCGAGUGUGAGGCUGAUCUCCAGGGCAAGAUGCCCGGCAUUGAAGAUAUCCAGGCCCUGGACAAGAAGUUGCGUUCCCUGUUCAGUGACCUCGGCUCCGGCCUGGCCACAGCAGCCACCGACCCAACCAUGGAGAUGUCCACUCUGUGCACCACGUCCCCAACCGGUACCAGCUCCACCCCCACUGCCACUGGGGCCCCUAUGCCCCCCACCAGUCUGCCCCUGGGGUCUGCUGUACCGGCAUCCUCCACCCCCAUGGCGACCCCAGGGCAGGCGGCCACCCCAGCCAAGGCCCCUCUGGCCAGAGUACCGGUGUUGCCUGUCGGCUCAGAGCAGACUGGCACCCCAUCCACAGAGCAUCUACCACCCUUCCCAGGACCCUGUCUAACUCAGUCCCAGCAGCCUCUGGAAGACCUGGACGCACAGCUCAGACGAGCCCUGAGUCCCGAGACAGUCCCGCCGAGCUCAGUAAUAGGCCAGUCGUCAGUGACAGGAAUGCCCUCUGGUGGACAGCCAGUGCCGUACCCCCUGGCGGCGGAUGGGGAGCACUCCCCAGCAGCGGUCCCGGCUGGGGGGGUAAUUGUGGGACGGUUCCAGGUGUCGUCUGUGGCUGCUGAUGAAGUCUCGCUCAGUCCAGCCCACCCUAAUUUAUCGGACGACUCCUCUUCCACCUCAUCCUCCACCACCUCCCGUUCUUCAUCCUCGUCCUCCUCGUCAGUGCUUUCCAGCCCCGAGAGCACGCUGCACAAGGCCACUGGCCCUCUGAUGGGGCCUGCUGGGGACACGGUGGAUGGCCUUCCCUGCCGGGGGGGCCCGUCCAGCGAGGUCGUUCAGCCCGCCAUCAUUGGCCGCUUCCAGGUCACGACUGAGGCUGGCACGAAAGUAGGCCGCUUCUCUGUGAGCCGGGCCCAGGACGAGCAGAGACAGCCCAACGGGCCAGCACUGAGCCCGGAGACCAAAGGUUCUCCUCCUAGCCUCAUGAACAGCCUAAACUCCUAUGUCAGCAGUGACAAUGACUCUGAAUUUGAGGACGAGGACUUCAAGAGGGAGGUCAACCGGCUGCGAGACAAACACAUGAAGGAGAUCCAAGCCCUACACACGAGGCAGAAAGAGGAGAUUGAUGCCCUCUUUGCCAGGCUGGGAAAGGUGCCGCCCCCGGCUGUGGUUGUGCCCCCCGCUGUGGCAUUAGCUAGCCGCAGGAGGCGACCCACCAAGGGCAAGGGCAAUAAGGGCAGCCGGGCCAACUCCCAGGGUAGCCGGAGCCCCUCACAACCAGGCCCCUCGGCUGCGCUGAGUGCCCCUUCGGUGCUCCAGCCCCAGCAGACGCUGCAGCCUCCAGGGGAGCAGCAGGAGAUGGGGAGCAGCCCCCUGCUGCAGCCGCUGAAGACCUCGCCCUCCAGCGAGAACCUGUGCUCCACCUGCACCAGCGAGGCUGCUCUGUCUGUGCCCAGCCUCUGCGGCCCCACACAAGGCUGCGUUAAGUUCAGCUGUGGGUCGGAGAGAGUGACCUUCAAGCCAGGUGGCAGAAGGACCCGAUUUCUGAGUACGCCCUGCUUGGCUCUUUGGAAGAUGGUGAAAAAAGUGUGCCCCUGCAACCAACUCUGUAGGACAAGCAGCACUAACACAGUGAGUGGGCCAGGACAGGGUCAGAACCAGAACCCAUUGCCUGCCACCCUGCCCCAGAGUCGCAAGGGCACUUUUACGGAUGACCUGCACAAGCUGGUAGAUAAUUGGGCCAUUAGCCUUUCACAGGGCAAGAAGAGCUCCAAGCAGACGUCGCACCCACAGUCGGCCUCUCAGAGCCACUCCUAUGAUGGGAUUCCCCCAGUCAAUAUCGGACGCAAGUUUUCUGCCCCGAGCCAGCUGUGCCCCACCGUGGCCUCCACCUUGAGUGGACAUACAGCACUAUCCGGGUCCCGUAAGGGUUCCCUGUGCCCCAUGCCAACCUACAGCUAUCCCACUGCACAGUUUGGCGCACCCCAGUGGACAGGCCCUACCACACACUCGCAGACCCUGAGCCAGCUCCAGCCAGUGGCCCCAGGAUCCCUGCAAAGCUUCCCCAUCAACACCUUGCAGAAUUCGGUCAGCAACUCUGGUGGGCCCAACCUGAGGACAACGUAGUGCCUGAGGGCACACUGGAGCAGGGCAGAGUCAGGCUGGACUGAUUGACAUUGGAAGGGGGGGCAGAAUCGAGCACUGCUGGACUGAGCUGGCAUCAGUGGCUUCUGUUUAGUAAUUUAAUUUUUUUCUUUUCCUUCAGACAAGUGGAAAUGGGUAUCAGAAAGGAGGUAUCAGGUGUGAUGGGUGUAAGCAGACCACAUUGCUAUCUGAGGCUCUUUACUGCUUUUCUUUCUUUCGUUUUUUUCCCUUUAUGCAGGAGUAUGCCAGACGCGUGUACGUCAUCUUUCCAGAAACUUCUGUCCCUGAUUGGUGCAGCAGGAAGUGUGGUAGCACAAAAAAAACAAGCUCACAGACACAAGGGUGCAAUUUUUAGGGGCCAAAGACUGUGCAACAAAGACUGUUGAAAAGCCCCAUUAGCAGGGAAGGGUGGGGAGGAGUUUGGAAUGUUUAUUUUCUCCCGAAUGGCUGGAACAGGCAUGCAGAUUGCAACCUGUUUUCAGCGGGCUGACGUGUCGCCCUAGGUAACCCUGUGAUUCAUUCGUUCCAUUAGCAGGUAGCUGACAGAGGCCCCGCGGGCAGGUUCAUGCCCUCCAUUAGCAGGUAGCUAACAGAGAGAAUCCCCGCGGGCAGGUUCAUGUCCUCCAUUAGCAGGUAGCUAACAGAGAGAAUCCCCGCGGGCAGGUUCAUGUCCUCCAUUAGCAGGUAUCUGACAGAGGCCCCAUGGGCAGGUUCAUGCCCUCCAUUAGCAGGUAGCUAGCAGAGAAAAUCCCCGCGGGCAGGUUCAUGCCCUCCAUUGGCAGGUAGCUGACAGAGGCCCCGCGGGCAGGUUCAUGUCCUCCUUUAGCAGGUAGCUGACAGACCCCGCGGGCAGGUUCAUGCUCUCCAUUAACAGGUAGCUGACAGAGGCCCCACGGGCAGGUUCAUGCCCUCCAUUGGCAGGUAGCUGACAGAGGCCCCGCGGGCAGGUUCAUGCCCUCCAUUGGCAGGUAGCUGACAGAGGCCCCGAGGGCAGGUUCAUGCUCUCUAGUGGCCUCUGGUCAGUGUCAAUGCAUCUCAAGGAGACCUGGAGUCUUCUUCGCUGCUUGACCCUCCUGUUGCCAUUUGAUGCAAUAUUUAGGGUAUUGCCCAUUUUUUAAAAACAUGUAAAAGUGGCCUUCAUUUAAAGAAAUCCAUGUACAGUUUUUUUAAAUAAUGUAUUUAUACCCUUGCCCCCCCAGCCUUGAUUACUAUUCCAUAAUUUUUGGAGAGGCCCCCUCCACCUGUGAGCUGAACCCCUUUCCCAUUGUCUGCUGCACACGGGAGGGGGAGGGGAAGCCCACGGGGGAUGAUUGCUUUGAUUCUCAGCUUCUACUGGAGGGAUUCAAAUGCUUAGUCUGUGGGUGGGACCAGGAAGGUGACUCCCCUCCCCCGGGGUGUGUCUGACCAGCUGAAGUAUGAAAUCGUGGAUUUGCUUAGGUGGGGGUAAAAAAAAUAAAAAAUUAAAAAACAGGAGGAUCGGUCCUGUAGAGCUGUGUUUCUCAAACCAGUUCUAGAGCACACCCAGAUAUUCAACAUUUUUUGCUUGCGGUAGGGAGCAAAAAUGUGGACCGUCUAGGGGUCCCUGAGGGUUGGCAGGUUGGGAAACACUGUUGUAGAGGCUGUCAAUAAUUUCCAAGUAUGAAUAUGAAAUGAAGGGUUACUCUGUUAGCACAUCUCUCCCAUCUGGCCAAGCAGAAGGAAGGUAUAUGGGAGGUCAUCCCAAGGUCAUCAGCUGCAUGGUGUACAAAAUCCUGGUGCCUCUGCACACAAUGCUUUCACAAGGCUGUUUAAGCUUUCAACGUAUGAUCUUACUAAUGGUAUCAGCUUUUGUAAUCUCGACUGCGCUAGGGCCUCUUUCGAUAGUUUGAUUGAAUUGUAUAUUAAAAAAGUGUUCUGUAUGGACCUCUAUCUACCCAUCAGUUUUUGAUGUUGAAACACUGUGAUUAUUAAAUGUUGUUGGGCAACAUUAGUUAAAAACAAAAAGCAAAGUGGAAGUUGGAGGGUUAUUAUUAAUAGACUAAAGUAAGGCUAGCUAUUUCAUUAUAUUGUACUUAUUUGAGACACUUUAACCUUUUUUCCUUCGUACUUUCUUUAUAUUAGAUAAAUGUGAAUGUAAAAAAAAUGGUUUCAAUGUACUUGAAUAACCUGUCUCUCCCUUCUCCCAUUGCCCCAGUAAGCUUGCUGGAAUUUUAUAGUGCCUUGCAUUUGUUUAUUUGCUUUGGAUUGAACAUGGAGUAGUGAGCCCUGACGCUAUGUGCUUUCAUCAAGUGCUUAAGCGACCCUAUGGAUCGAGCUUGAGGAUUAGGUACACACCAAGGGGGUGGCAUUUAUUUUUGGUGCCUUUUUAUAAGUUGUUUUUCUUGACUUGGAGUUAAUUGAACAUUGAAAUGCUGGAAUGGAUUGUAUUGAAUUGUACUGAAGUUUUGGCCGCUGCUUGUGCAGAGGGCGUGUGCCCCUAUGCUCAGCACCUCACUGUAUGUUUGGCGCGGGCGGCUAAAACAUUCACAACUGUAAUGUCUGUUGGGAUUCUGACACCCCUUCUGUUAGCAUUGGACGUCGAGCUCUAAAGUCUAAAACUGGCAGUUCUGACAAUGAAGAUGCGGUUCCUAAAUGUAGCAUUCCCAUUUCUUAAGAGCAGGUUUCUGGUUUUUUUUUGUUAAAAAACUUGCAGUGAUCAUAACGAUGCCGACCCCACCCCCCACAACAGCACAGAGAGCCUGGUGUUGAACAGAAAGAGAUGCGAGUCCCAUGAAGGUUGCUGAGGAAGUGAGAAGCGGCUUAUGUGAAUGUGUGUAGAUACAGUGGUGCAUUGCAUAGCACUAAACAUGAUUUGGGGGCUGUUUGACCCCCACGGAGACAUCUCCAUCCACUCCCCUGGAGACUGCUUAUACCCUUGAGCAUAGAGGAUGGAGGCACGGAACUGUGUGGUCUCCUGUACAGUGCUGUGACGGCAGUAGAAAAAGUACAGAUUAGUUGUAGGAUCAAAGGAGAUGGAUGUGGUAGGACCUUCAACACAAGGCUCAGGUGCAAAGUCUGUUCAAUGUUCAUUCCAGACCACAGGAGGCCCAGAGCUUACUCUGAGUGUGCUCUCAACUCCACCCCUAUCUGCUCUCUCUUCACAUUGAAACCGCUAUGGAUUGUAGAUCAUCAUCUCCUCUCACAAAGUAGUCUGUCAAUACUGCUAAACGCUUCUGUCGUUUCAUUUCUGAGUCGUGUAGUUAAAGCGUUUUGGAGUUGAAAUUGCUGCAUCUUGUGUUAUGGUUUUUCUGUCCCGGCAGGAGCGGGAGGUGGUCGUGGUGUCCUCGGACACUCUGCCCUUUGCCAGUCUCUGCGCCAUCUCUCCCUCAUGCUGAGGCAUGCAAGUGCCAGCAGGGAAGAGACUAAUCCUAUUUGAGAACUCCUGUCCAGACGUAACCCUUUUUAAAGAGGUAGAUGAGUUGUGGGCAGGAAGGAGGGCAGGCUUUCAAAAGCAACUGAGCCUUCUAUUGGAUGUUCCCAGGCCUGGCUGAGUGUGCUACCUUCCUGUCUUGUCUCCUAAUUGCAGAGCAAAAGGUUCAGAUCUGCACAGAAAUCGAAAGAGCACAGUUACCAUGCAUUUUGUGGUUUUAACACUUGUCACCUUAACUACUGAUAGCUUACAAAGACUGCUAAAUGUAAAGCCUGUUCUUACUCCUUAGCCGUCCCAGUAACUUGUCAGGUACAGGAAAGUUUUUCACUUGAAUCUUUAUAUAAACACAGAUGCUCAGCAGUUGUCUUUGGAUAGCAGUUGGUGUUCUGGAUAUUUAUAUAAGUAGCUUUUUUUUUCUUCUAUAAAAUAUUUCAUUGCCCAUUUGAAAGAUGGUUUUCUUCAGAAUGAAAUCUAUUCAGUAUUACGGUUUGUUGAAGCUGUGAAGAGGAAAGCAUUUUUAAAUACUUUUUUCCUCCUAAAAAACCACAUUUAAUGCUACCAAUGCAGUGCCAUUGCCCUGACAAAAUGACUUAAUUGAAAUCUCUUGUUUACUACUUGAUGACAGAGGCUACAGUGCAUCAUAUGCAAUGUUUGUUGGUGGUACAGUGGUAAAACACCACUUUUUUUUGUUACUUACAGAGGAGGCAACUUGCUGAAUUAGUGUAUAUUAUUGUCUGAAUGCAGAUACAUGUUUUUAAUCCAAUUGCCUUUCUGUAAGGAAUGCUCAGCAAAAGUGCCGAUAUGUAGAGAUCCUAUUCAGUACAGUAACACAAACACCAGGUUUCAAUCAAAAUGGGUUCAUUCAUCUUAAACUGCAUGUGCUUGUUCCUCACUGGUUAUAGUCUCACCUGGAUCUUAAAUAAAUGACACUUUUUUGCCAUUUGCCCUCCUGUGGAAAAAAAAAUACAGAACAAUACUGUUACUUAGUGCUACUGACCUGUCAUUAAGUUAUUUUGUACUACUAUAUGAUUUGUUACUCUGUGUCUCUAGGUCCUCUAGUGACUAAGUAAAUGGUUUCCAUAUGCUAUUUAACAUUGUACAAAAUCUUCAAUAAAAUUUUCAAAAGUACCAAAAA
Molecule: messenger RNA, 12655 nt
Organism: Paramormyrops kingsleyae
Lineage: Eukaryota; Metazoa; Chordata; Actinopteri; Osteoglossiformes; Mormyridae
Source: RefSeq, a predicted model, not a curated record